Molecule: messenger RNA, 2622 nt
Organism: Entelurus aequoreus (snake pipefish)
Lineage: Eukaryota; Metazoa; Chordata; Actinopteri; Syngnathiformes; Syngnathidae
Product: probable proton-coupled zinc antiporter SLC30A4
Exons: 8
Coding region: 414-1628 (404 amino acids)
Biological process (GO): zinc ion transmembrane transport; response to zinc ion
Cellular component (GO): plasma membrane
Molecular function (GO): zinc ion transmembrane transporter activity
Source: RefSeq, a predicted model, not a curated record
ACACGUCCAACAAACUAGUAUUUCAGUUCAAAGCAUUACCUGAUUAAAUGUCUCCUCAAUAAUGACUCCAGUCGUACGUAAAUCGGGGUUUAGUUGGGCAGAAGCAAACGGAAUACCGGCGGGGUUGACAUUAUUGUGACUGCUGAGGAGGACAAACAUCACGUGACUCGUUGGUCACGUGAUCGCGGAUGGCUACACUAAACUUGCUAGUUGACUUCCCCCUCCCGGAGAUCAUGCUGGUGGGACUGCGCCAGACAGUGUCCCAGGCGAAACGACGAUAUUGGCAUAAAAUGUUCCAAAACAACAAUAUCGAGAGCUGCCAACGGAGUAAAAAUGCACACCAAGGAAAUGUGAAUGAUUAGCCCAGAGGACAGUGCAGCUCUCACCUGGACACACCUGGAUUUCUUUUAAAGAUGUCAGGAGGGAAACUGCUGAGCAAGGUGCGCUCUGCCUUCAGGAGAGAGCGAGGCGACAUGAGUGACACUGCUCCCUUCGACUUCUCCGACGAGUUAGUGGAGGAUGAAACGCCCAAAUUCAAUAAGCUGAAGGUGGUGGUCUCCGGUGAGAUGUCUGAUUACGCUGCAGGGCCCGCGUCCGGCGGGGUGGCGGUGAGCACCGUGGUGGUGGCGGCCGGACAUCGGCAUGACGAUGAUGACGACUCCCUGUUGGACUCUUCCUCCAGCUUGGGCAGCCCCGGUUUGAACAUGGACUCAUGUGACAGCUGCACUAAGAAGAGGGAGAAUAUCAAACAGAGAAGAGUGAUGAAGAGGCUGGCCAUUGCGGCUGUGCUCUAUUUUCUCUUCAUGGUGGCUGAAAUAAUAGGUGGCUAUGUGUCAAACAGCUUAGCCAUUAUGACUGAUGCUGUGCACAUGCUAGCAGAUGUGGUGGGCAUCCUGUUCUCUCUGCUGGCUUUGUGGCUCUCAACCAAACCGCCCACCAAGCGAUUCACCUUUGGACUGCAUCGCCUUGAGGUGGUAUCAGCAGUCCUCAGUGUGGCACUCAUCUACAUCCUGACGGCCGUAUUGCUCUUUGAGGCGGUCGAGAGAACGGUACACCAAGACUUCAAUAUUGACGGCGACGUUAUGCUCAUCACGGCGGCUGUGGGUGUGGCUGUCAACCUCAUAAUGGGCUUCUUAUUAAACCAAGGUGGUCACCUUCACGCUCACGGCCACGGUCACUCCCAUGGCCAAGCAGUUGUGUCGCGGUCCGCAGGGUCCGGACAGAACCAAAGGCCACACGGUAGCCUGGCUGUCCGAGCCGCCUUCAUCCACGCUUUGGGCGACCUCUUCCAGAGUGUUGGUGUUCUCAUAGCGGCCUAUGUUGUCCGCUUCAAGCCUGAGUACAAGCUGGCAGACCCCAUCUGUACAUAUAUCUUCUCUGUGCUGGUUCUCCUCACCACAGUGCGCAUCUUACGCGACACAACAAUCAUAGUGCUGGAGGGCGUCCCCAGACAUCUAGAUACUGUGCAGAUUAAAGAGGAUCUUCUGAAGCUGGAGGACGUCCAGUCUGUGGAUGAGUUGAAUGUUUGGGCGCUGACUACUGAUAAUACUUCAGCACUUGUUCAUCUUCAACUAUCUCUCCAAAAUCUACCCAAUGGAAUUGAUCAACUUUCCUCUCAACAGAAUUGACAAAAUCUGCGGUUCGGGGGAACCUGCCUGUCUUGUCGGAACAGUUGUUGCUGGACACACAACAGACUCUUGACAGAAAAGGAGGGGGUCGCAUGCCUGGCGAACCUUUCAGUUGAGGAUGUUGACGAUAUCUACCUAUUCAGAAUCAUUUGACAGACAUCUGUUGAUUAGGGUAAACGUUGCUCUGGUGUAUCGACAAAUUGGAAGAUGCUGGCAGCCGUUCAAGGUCAAAGCUGUCACAAAUGAUUGGAGGAUGCAAGCAGAACGCUGGACACUCAAAACUUUUGUGAUUUUGGAUAAAUCGCAAAAUGGAUAACAUUGGAGACGCAGUUUGCCCUGCAGGAUGAAUUUGAGGACACAGAAAUAGACAAUUAGAGUAAAAAGUUUAAAUUUGUUUUGUUCGCUCACACACAAGCAUUCUAAUCUUGAUCGUUUUCCCUGGCUGAGAUGUAGCAAGUUCGUUCUUUCAAGAUUCUCCUUGAGGUGAGUGCAGCAUAGACGCAACAACCUUCUUCCCUGUCAACAACACCCGGAGAGAUGAACUCUGUUCCUGCAGAGGAAUUUCAGGCCUACAGACAUAACACACAUAUGGAUAAUGGAAGCAUAUGCACACAUACCCCCACACACACCCCACGCCUUUGCCACAGCUUAACUCCUUAAGGUGCGAUGGACGCCUGGAGCAGCGCCAAAAGGGCAGCAGCUCUGCCUCCGGAAGUACCUCCCCUGCUCUUACUGUCACAAGUCUCAUGGUUCCUGUGUCAUAACAUAUGUAUGUGUGCUUAUCGUGGCUCUCAAGUUUUUUUCCCCCGCGCCCAGCCUGAACUCGCAUAGAAGCCCAGUCUAGAAGCAUUUUUUUUUUACUCAUCACCCCACGCCCAGCAUUCUCCUUUUCCCCACCUAUUACGGGGCGCCGUAAGUGGCGACCCAUCAGCGUCCAUGUUCUGUCUCGCUGUACAAUGAAUGUAUUCUCUUGAACGGGUUUGGGCUGAAAAUG